Messenger RNA from Pseudozyma flocculosa PF-1, 1887 nucleotides. RefSeq lists its product as uncharacterized. Bases 1 to 1887 code for a protein of 628 amino acids. Gene Ontology annotation, molecular function: oxidoreductase activity, acting on paired donors, with oxidation of a pair of donors resulting in the reduction of molecular oxygen to two molecules of water. Gene Ontology annotation, biological process: lipid metabolic process. NCBI's taxonomy places the organism in Eukaryota, Fungi, Basidiomycota, Ustilaginomycetes, Ustilaginales, Ustilaginaceae. The record is from RefSeq and is a predicted model, not a curated record. Gene Ontology annotation, cellular component: membrane. The transcript has a single exon.
AUGACGGCCACCUCUGCCACCACCACCGCCACAGCUACCACAGCAGCACCCCUCUCCGCAGCGGCAACCGAAAAGUCUCACUCCCGCACCCCGCGCACCUUGACCCGAGCCCAGCUUGCCCAGCGCAUCGCAAAUGGAGAGACGCUCGUCCUCCACCGCCGCAAGAUCUACAAGCUCGACAGCUGGCUCGAGCGCCAUCCGGGCGGAGAGCUCGCCAUCCUCCACUUUGUCGGCAGGGACGCAUCCGACGAGAUCGAGGCUUACCACUCCCAGCACACCCUCGACAAGCUCAUGAGCCGCUUCGUCAUUGGCUACCUCGACCACGACGAGUGGAACUCCUACCGACCCCUCGUGCCCCCCGUCCAGCUUGGCUACCGAAAGGGCAAGCUCGACCACCCGCAUGCUCAGAUCACAAUGUGGCACGGCAAGGAGUCCCGCGACCCGGACUCGGACGAGGUCGAAGUGAUGCUCGGGGCGCGGACGCGCGGCGGCCACCAGCAGCCGGCCAAGCAGCCAGUCGCGAGUGCCUCUGCACCGCAGCCUCGGCACAUCUCGAGACCUCAGACCUUUCCGCUGCCCGUCGAGAUUCUCGAACCGCCACCGGACCCGCCCUCGAUUGACGCCGCCCGCGAGCGCGCCAUCUCGGCGGCCUACAAGGAGAUGCACCAGCAGGUCAAGGCGGCCGGCCUCUACGACCUGCGCCCCUCGGGCUACGCCCGCGAGUGCCUUCGGUACGCCGCCCUCGGCGCCGCCGCAUGGUGGUUCCUCGGCCGGGGUCAUGCCCAGCUAGCCGUGGAGCGAGCGGCUCAGCAGACUGGCCAGGCCGCCGCAACCACGCUGCUCGGCAUGUCGGCCUCGACGGUGUCGUACCUGCUCUCGUCCGUCUUCCUCGGCCUCUUUUGGCACCAGCUCACCUUUACCGCCCACGACUCGGGCCACAGCGGCAUCACGCACUCGCACACCGUCGACCGGCUGAUUGGCACCGUCAUUGCCGACUUUAUCGGCGGCCUCAGCAUCGGCUGGUGGUGCAACAACCACGACGUCCACCACCUCGUCACCAACCACCCGGAGCACGACCCGGACAUCCAGCACAUGCCCUUCUUCGCCAUCUCGCCCCAGUUUGUCCUGGCCGGUCAGACGGCCUACGUCACCGACGGCGACGGCGACGGCAAGGCGGCACGCGUCGGCGCACCGGCCGAGCCGGCGACGACGCGCCCGCUGGGCCUGUGGUCGUCGUACUACCGGCGCGUGCUCGAGUUUGACGCUGCGGCGCGCUUCUUUCUGCGCUUCCAGCACCAGCUCUACUACGUCGUCAUGUCGCUGGGGCGGUUCAACCUGUACGCCAACUCGUACGGCUACCUGGCGCUGCACGCGCGGCGCGACGGGUGGAUGUUGCUCGAGGUGUCGGGCAUCCUGGCCUUUUGGACGUGGUACGGCGCGCUGGUAGUGGGCAGUCUACCGACGUGGGGCCACGUGGCGGCCUACGUCGUGGUGAGCCACGUCGUCACGUCGCCGCUGCACGUGCAGAUUGUGCUGUCGCACUUUGCGCAGUCGUCUGCGGACCUCGGGCUGAGCGAGAGCUUUGCAUCGCGCCAGAUCCGCACCACGAUGGACGUCUCGUGCCCGCCCUGGCUCGACUUUGUCCACGGCGGACUGCACAUGCAGGUCUCGCACCACCUCUUUCCGCGCGUGCCGCGCCACAAUCUGCGUCGGCUUCGCGAUCAGUUCGUCCGUCCCUUUUGCCGAGACCAUGGAUUGAGGUACGAGGAGUAUGCCUUUGUAGAGGGAAACGGGCGCGUGCUCGAUACCCUUCGCUGCGUCGCGGGACAGGUCGAGGUGCUCGCCAAGGUGGCACGAGCCCAGGCAAAGGGCGAGCUGCACCACUAA